Molecule: messenger RNA, 705 nt
Organism: Hyaloperonospora brassicae
Lineage: Eukaryota; Oomycota; Peronosporomycetes; Peronosporales; Peronosporaceae
Source: the annotation of a GenBank genome assembly
AUGCCCAAGUCCAAGCGACAGCGCACGAAGACGCUCACGCAGGCAAACAAGAAGGGCAAUGAGCUGAAGAAGAACGUGGUGGAGGCCAUUCGUAAUGCCGUGGACACGUACGAGUCCGCGUACGUCUUCAGCUUCCAGAACAUGCGCACCAGCCAUUUCAAGGACGUGCGCAUGGACUUCAAAGACAGCCGCUUCUUUCUCGGCAAGAACAAAGUCAUGAAGCUUGCACUCGGGCGCUCGAAGGAGGACGAGUACGCCGAGAACCUCUGUCGCCUUUCGAAGGACGUUAGCGGCAACACCGGUCUUCUGUUUACCAGCAAGCCACGCGACGAGGUGAUGGACUACUUUGCCAAGCUCUCGGUGAGCGACUACCCGCGUGCUGGUUUUGUGGCCACUGAGACGAUCACAGUCUCCGAGGGACCGCUGCCGCAAUUCAUUGGCAGCAUGCUGGAAUCGCUGCGUGGCCUGGGACUUCCUGUGGACUUGAAGAAUGGCGUCGUGGUGCUGAGCCGGAACUACACCAUUUGCAAGUCUGGACAAGCGCUGACUCCGGAGCAGGCCAAGCUGCUUGUGCACUUCGAUCACAAGAUGGCCGAGUUCAAGCUCGUGAUGCUGAGCGUGUGGUCCAAGGACAAGUACCAGCAACUCGCGACUGAUGUGGCCGUGACCUCUGGUGAAGACGAUAUGGAAGACGAAGAUAUGUAA